Molecule: messenger RNA, 1306 nt
Organism: Phragmites australis (common reed)
Lineage: Eukaryota; Viridiplantae; Streptophyta; Magnoliopsida; Poales; Poaceae
Product: transcription factor BHLH6-like
Exons: 5
Coding region: 148-960 (270 amino acids)
Biological process (GO): regulation of DNA-templated transcription
Cellular component (GO): nucleus
Molecular function (GO): sequence-specific DNA binding; DNA-binding transcription factor activity; protein dimerization activity
Source: RefSeq, a predicted model, not a curated record
CCCGCCGCGCACCCAGCUCUGGAAGCCGGGUAAAGCCAAGAGAAGAGCAAGCAGUUGCAGAGAAGAGCUACAAAAGCCAAGAGAAGAGCAAGCAGUUGCAGAGAAGAGCUACAAAAGCCAAGAGAAGAGCAAGCAGUUGCAGAGGAGAUGGAGACGGAUUCGGCGAUGGGUGGUGGCAGCUUCGAGUGCUGGUGGGAUUACUUCGACUCCCAAGGGCUCCAGAGCCUGUACAUCGAGCCGGUGCACGACGACGGCGCGGUGUCCGGAGGCCAGCAACACGACGGCUGCUCGAGCGGCCCGGACGCCGGCUCCAACAACUCCUCCGCGGCGACAGCCAGGUCAGGCAACAACAUAGUCAUGGAGAGGCGGCGCCGCCUCAGGCUCAACGACAGGCUCUACACCCUCCGCAGCGUCGUCCCAAACAUCACCAAGAUGGACAAGGCGUCCAUCAUCAAGGACGCCAUCGAGUACAUCCAGCAGCUGCAGCAGCAUGAGCGCCAGCUGCUCGCCGAGCUGUCCCUCCUCGAGACCGCCACGAACGCACACCAAUUACUAGUCAGUACACCGUCCAUGGCCAUCUCCGCCGCCGCCCUGGACGACAGCUGUGGCCACGCCGUGUCGCCGACGAAGAAGACGAAAAGGGCCCCGUCGUUCUCAUCCACGGCGUACCACAGCUCCGCCCCCGCCGCCUCGCCACCGGUCGACGUUCUAGAGGUGAAGGUGUCGCGCGCGGGGGAUGAGGUGCUGGUGGUGAGCGUCGCGUGCCGCCACCGGAGGGACGCCGUCGCCAAGGUGUGCCGGGCGCUCGAGGGCCUCCGCCUCCGCGUCAUCGCCGCCAACGUCACGUCGGCGUCGGGGACGGUGACGCACACCGCGCUCGUCCAGAGAGAAGAAAUGCAGGAGACUGAGAUGAAGGAAAUGGUUGAGACCGCAAUCGCCCAACUUGAUGACGUCAUUUGAAGUCCACUGAGUAGUUUGAGUUACUGAGAGGAUUGGAGGAAGCCGUGUGGAUCAAUCAUGCAUGUCUUGUCUCACAUUUAAUCAUAAAUAAUCAUGUUCUAUGAUAACAAGAACUCUGUCAACCGUGAUGGUAAUUUCGAAAUUUUGGGUUAUGCUGAUAGCAAUCUAAGUUUGCUUCCAUCCUAUACAUUUGGCCUCAAUUGCAUGUUCAAAUUUGCAGUAGUUUCCAAGGAGAAGAAUGUAUGUUAUUGAAAUGUUGACUGAACGAGCAAUCUUAGAUAUGCUCACGUCCAAAGUUGAAAUUCUGUAUUUGUUCUUUAAUGAUUCUAAGUGAUUGUUUCUUGAA